Sorex araneus (European shrew) is the source of this 2389-nucleotide messenger RNA. It is a transcript of the gene GNPDA1, whose product is annotated as glucosamine-6-phosphate deaminase 1. The record is from RefSeq and is a predicted model, not a curated record. The transcript is spliced from 7 exons. Lineage: Eukaryota; Metazoa; Chordata; Mammalia; Eulipotyphla; Soricidae. The coding region runs from base 164 to 1030 and encodes 288 amino acids. Gene Ontology annotation, cellular component: cytoplasm. Gene Ontology annotation, molecular function: glucosamine-6-phosphate deaminase activity; identical protein binding. Gene Ontology annotation, biological process: N-acetylneuraminate catabolic process; N-acetylglucosamine catabolic process; D-glucosamine catabolic process.
GCGGGGCGGGGCCUGCCGCCGCCGCCGCCGCCGCCGCGGGAUAAGAGGGGAGCAGGGGCGCGGGGGUCCGGGCAGUGUUGCAGCAUCCCGGGGGACCGAGACCCCGGACAGCCGCUUGGAUCCCUCGCGCCGGCGCGGCCGCAGGACUCACGUCGGGGACAAGAUGAAGCUCAUCAUCCUGGAUCACUAUUCCCAGGCCAGCGAGUGGGCUGCCAAGUACAUCCGGAACCGCAUCAUCCAGUUUAACCCGGGGCCCGACAAGUAUUUCACCCUGGGCCUCCCUACGGGAAGUACCCCUCUCGGCUGCUACAAGAAGCUCAUUGAGUACUACAAGAACGGAGAUCUCUCUUUCAAGUAUGUGAAGACCUUCAACAUGGACGAGUAUGUGGGCCUCCCCCGAGACCACGAGGAGAGUUACCACUCCUUCAUGUGGAACAACUUCUUCAAGCACAUCGACAUCCAGCCGGAAAACACCCACAUCCUGGACGGGAACGCGGCCGACCUGCAGGCCGAGUGCGACGCCUUCGAAGAGAAGAUCCGGGCGGCGGGCGGGAUCGAGCUGUUCGUUGGAGGCAUCGGCCCCGAUGGACACAUUGCCUUCAAUGAGCCGGGCUCCAGUCUGGUGUCGCGGACCCGAGUGAAGACUCUCGCCAUGGACACCAUCCUGGCCAACGCCAGGUUCUUCAAGGGAGACCUCACCCAGGUGCCCACCAUGGCCCUGACGGUGGGCGUGGGCACCGUCAUGGACGCCAGGGAGGUGAUGAUUCUCAUCACCGGCGCCCACAAGGCCUUUGCGCUGUACAAGGCCAUCGAGGAGGGGGUGAGCCACAUGUGGACGGUGUCGGCCUUCCAGCAGCACCCCCGCACCGUGUUCGUGUGCGACGAGGAGGCCACGCUGGAGCUGCGGGUGAAGACCGUCAAGUACUUCAAAGGGUUAAUGCUUGUCCAUAACAAGCUGGUGGACCCCCUGUACAGUAUCAAAGAGAAGGACACCGAGAAAAACCAGCCAAAGAAGCCAUACAGUGAUUAGCCUAUGCCUACGUCAGGGCCCAGUGCCUCACUGGGACCCUAGAAAUCGUUUUUAGGAGGAAAAACUUGUAUUUCUGUAAUCUGUUAUGGUCCCUGCAAAGGGUGCUCUUGCCUGUGACUCUAUGGCCAAGAGCCUCGGCAGAGUUUAGCUACCGGGAGAAUGAUUUUUAUAACUUGACUCUCAAUCAAAAACAAAAACAAAAACACCUCUGGACAAAUGUGCUGACGUGGAGGUCUCCCCAGAGGCGGGUUUCUGGCUUCCUGUUUGCCGGGUACUGUCCACUUGGGAGGUUCUGUCCUUCCGGGCCUGGUUCUCAUCCGGAGAUUGGGGCGCCUGGUUCCGGGACGAAGCCCUAGCGAGUGCUGAUGGCUAAGCUGAGGCUGGCUCUUCCAGAUUCAGGCCCAAACUGGCGGUGCCUGAGUAUAGCAAGCAUUAGUACCUCCACUCCCCGCCCCAACUUUCGUGCCAGUUUUGGUGUUUUUUUGUGUUUUUGUUUUGUUCUGUUUUUUUCCCCUCAGUUGGCCUUUCAUGAACUUGGAGAAAUCCUUUGGGGAGGAGUUGGGUGGAUGGGGACUCAGCAGGUUUUUGCUGAGAAACUGGUCGUCUAGGGGCCCAGCCACGUCAAACUCCACUCCCUCCAGGCCCUCUAGCGCUGGGAGAAAGGCGGGAAACCCAUCCCCCGCCCCUGUGUUUUGUUCCAAGGGCUCUGUCACAUACUCAUUAAUGAGGUCGCAACCCACGUCAGGGCUGUGUCCAGGCAAGGGGACAGGCGCUCUGCAGGAGUGCGGCCGAGGGCCACGUUCCUCUCCUCACCCCUGCCUGCCCUCUUCUCUCCCUCUCAGGUUCCUGUGGCAAGGGGUGGGGUUCCCAGAACGUCAGGAAAUAGAACCCUUGGGUCCCCGUCCCCCACAUGGCUCUGUCCCUGCCACCUUCAGCCCUUCUGGAGCGUGGCCGCCUCCCGAGCUGUCCCUUGGCCUGUGUGAAGCUGCCGCCGCUGCUGUCUGGGGAAGGACCCUCAGAGCUGGACUCGGGCCAUUCAGGGCCGCGUCAGGGGUCCACGUUUUGCCUCAAGCUUUUGUCCGUGAUUAUGCUGUCGUUGCUAAGCUCAUGGAUCAGUGGACCUGUUUACAAUGUGGCAUUUUCUAUUAAAUUCAGUAUUUUCAAAUAAAACAUGCCUUGUGUGGACUAAUGCCCGCAAGGGCCAGGAGAGGGGCCGCUGAGCUGAUACUGGCUGUUUGGGGGCAGUUAGCAAGUAAGCAAGCUGCACACGCCACGCCAGGCCCGGCAGGAAACCGUCCCCAGUGUUCCCCGGCCCUCUCUGGUCCUACAGGGAGGCUAACAGAAGCAUCUCAGAACCCA